AUGAACACCCAACUCAGACCGCACGGAAUUCUUUACUUCCUGCUGCAGAUGGCGUCACUAUGCAACCUCCUCCGUUCCCGCUUUCCGAUUCCCAAAAGCCCUCUGGUGACUUCUCUCCGACUGGAACUCUUCUCCACAUUCUCGGACUACGAACAGAUGGAAACUCAAGAUCAAGAAACCCAAUUCCCAAUCACUAUUACAAAGCCCACACUCCCACCAAUCGAACUCUCACCGGAUGCAGACUCACUCUCCCAAAUCUUAAUUCACCACCACAACCCUUUUCACCACAUGGAGUCGUCCCUUCAACUCAACGGAAUAUCCCUCACCCCUUCCUUGAUUCAGCAGACUCUCCUCCGGUUAAAACACCAUUCGAAAAUUGCGCUUGCCUUUUUCAAAUAUUCACAAUCCUACCACCAUUCUUGUUCUUCUUCCUUUUCACUGCUUGAUACUUGUUGUUACAAUGUACUGAUUGAUAUACUGUGCAGGGUUCGUCAGUUUGAUGCGGCAUGGCAACUUAUUUUACAGAUGGAUAGUCAGGAAAUUGGGACUCAGUCGAAACCCAAUUUCACAACCUUUUUCAUUUUAAUUCGUAGAUUAGUUUCUGCGGGAUUGACUAGAACAGCAGUUCGUACUUUUCAUGAUAUGGGUGUUUUUUUGAAUGAUGUAUUUGACUCGCGGUUUUCGUAUUGUUUUUGUUACCUUUUGGAUACUCUUUGUAAGUAUGGAUAUGUGAAGGUGGCUACUGAGGUGUUUAAUAAGGAGAAAUAUAGAGUUGAGGCUGACUUUAAGGUUUAUACAAUUUUGAUAUAUGGUUGGUGUAAAAUAGGGAAAAUCGAAAUGGCUCAAAGGUUUUGGAGGGAGAUGUUGGAGAGGGGGAUUGAGCCAAAUGUCGUUACCUAUAAUGUGUUGUUGAAUGGGAUUUGCCGGCACGCUAGUUUGCAUCCAGUGGGGAGGUUUGAGAAGGUCAUUAGGGAUGCGGAGAAGAUGUUUGAUGAAAUGUGUGAGAAAGGAGUAGAGCCUGAUGUCACAAGUUAUUCGAUUUUACUUCAUGUUUAUAGCCGGGCACAUAAGCCCCAGUUGUCAUUAGACAAGUUGAAUAUGAUGAAAGAAAAGGGUAUUUGCCCAAGUGUGGCAACAUAUACAUCAGUCGUGAAGUGUCUUUGUUCAUGUGGGAGGAUUAAAGAUGCUGAGGAUUUGAUAAAUGAGAUGGUGCUUAAUGGUGUUAGUCCCACGGCUAUGACUUUUAAUUGCUUUUUUAAGGAAUAUAAGGGGAGAAGUGAUGUAGAAAGUGCAAUGAAGUUGUACAAGAAAAUGAAGGAAGGCGGUUUGUGGUGUUCACCAAGUAUACAUACAUAUCAUAUAAUGCUAGGAAUGUUUUUGAAGUUGGGUAAAAUGGGGCUUGCAAGGGAGAUUUGGGAUGAUAUGAAAGCUAGUGGAACUGGACCAGAUUUGGAUGGUUAUACAUUGUUGAUUCAUGGAUUGUGCGAGAAGAGAAAAUGGAGAGACGCUUGUGAGUUUUUCAUGGAGAUGAUAGAGAAGGGAUUUCUUCCGCAGAAGGUGACUUUUGAGACACUGUAUCGAGGAUUGAUACAAGCUGAUAUGUUGAGGACUUGGAGAAGGUUGAAAAAGAAGCUUGAGGAGGAAUCGAUAACUUUUGGUUUGGAAUUUGAAGAGUAUCACCUAAAGCCAUACAGGAGAUGA
Molecule: messenger RNA, 1701 nt
Organism: Fraxinus pennsylvanica
Lineage: Eukaryota; Viridiplantae; Streptophyta; Magnoliopsida; Lamiales; Oleaceae
Source: the annotation of a GenBank genome assembly